GACCACUUCACUUCUAGAAAAAGUCUGUGAAGGUGUAGGUCCUCCUCAUUUUUAUGGAUGUUUAUGGGAUUGCUUGGCUGCAAACACUGGUAUCAGAUUACCAGCUAUAUCUUUUGUGCUGUCUCAUUUCAACAAGAAGUUGUCUAUGGAGGACCAACUCUAUAUUAUGGGGACCAAUAUUGAUGUGUGCACAUUGACAGAGUUUCUACUUGACUCAGUAUCUCUUGAAGCAUAUGUUGAAACUCCAGGUGAACAUUUGCCUGGAUUAUUCUUGUAUAUUGUGACCCAGUUGACUGAAGGUUGUGGCAGUAUCUCACCUUCUGAAUAACAAUGGACUGCAUGCACAUGGCCAUCCAGCAUGGUUACAACUGCAACUGUCAGCAGCAAAACUUUUGGACUUGGCUUUAGCAUUACCUGCUCAUCGUCUUCCCCAGUUCCAAAUUUUGGAGGAGUAGUGGAUCCUUUGCCUCGAUUACCCGGGCAACUGCUUCUGAGAUCAUCAUCCAUUCGUACUAUGCAAGAGCUUCAUCCCUUCUUCACAAGCCUGAGUACAUUUUCAACUUCACCAACUCUGCCAGAAUGGAGUUCAUCACUGGGGCAAUUGGAAGCAGCUCUGGAAACUGAUUUUCUGGAAAGACUGCCAAACAAGUAACAUUCAAUAUUUCUUCAUACCUUAAAACAAGUUUCACCAUCUUGAAUGUGCUUUUCUUGUGACAUGGAGCAUGGACGUUUGCAGAAAUUGUCACCCUCCUUGUUCACUUAAAAUCGCUUAAAUAUUUGUAUUACAAUAAAAUGUUGCAGUUUCUUCAUUGGUUUCAAGAUGUAUUGUUAAUACCAUUUGUGAAUGAUAUUGUGUUUAAAAAUGUUAAGACAAGAUAUUGUUGUAUUGUGUUGUGGAGAAUAACUUUCUGCGUACCAUUUUGGUCAAUCUCUCAAACAUUGCCUUUCAAUGAGUUGUGACAUUCGUGUAUAGGUAUUCAAGACUGGUGUGACAUGUAAUGGUUUCUAAGUGCCCUUCUUCCAGAAAUAUGUAAUGCCAUGAGGAAAAAAAUUAAGUAUUUUUCAAGUUUGUAUGUUAUAUGCAUUUUGUAUAUGAUGUAUGCUUGGAUCAUUAUAUUACAUUGUAGUAUGACAUAAUUGAGAGUGCAGUGGAAUCAAUGUGAUUAGAUAAGAUUAUUUAUAGUUCUGGAAAGAUAUCUCUGAGCAGCAAUGUAAAAUUUAUCCUGUGAUGCAAGGUGCCACCGGUAAUAUUCUUUAAAUGGCGAUAUAAUAUUGAGCUUAUUUCAAGAAUCUAUCUUGUACCUAAUGCAUGCAGUGACGAAGCAGCAUUUCUGAAGAGUUGUUUUUUAAUUCCUAUUCAUGAUUAUUAAUCGUUCUAAUAAUCUUGAUUACAUAUUAUGGACUUCAAUGUAAUUCACAACUAGGUUGUGUUUAACUUUGCAAGGAUUGUGAAUGACUGUCUGAAACAUCACCUUGUGAAUUCAGAUUUACAGAUGUUUGUUUUAUGAGUGAAUUCACUGUUUGUUUUCGGUGAUGACCAUAUUAAAUAAUUGUUAAUGUGAUAUUUGCAAGCCAGUGCUGAAAAUGAGUUAGUGAAAUAGUAGGGACUUUUUAUUACAAGGUACAAGGAAGACAUCUUGUAAAAUGAGCUUUACAUAAUUAUAGAUUCAGUAGUCUUUUCCAAUUUGCAUUUGAAAAGAUAAUUUCUACUAAAUUUAUAUUUCAUUUUAAUGUUAUAUUUUUGUAUCAAUAUACAUAUACAUGUAUUUUAUGCAAUGUUAGCUCUGCAAGAUAUUUAUCAACUUUUUGACAGUAUUACACUGUACAUUAAAUAUAGCCACUGGAGGUCAUUUACUGUUUGAAAUUAUCCUAUUGGAUGGCUUAGUAAAUUUUUACCCUCAUCACUUUGUUUUUCAGAGACAUAUACUGGAUUUUGAUGUUUCAUGGCAAAAAUUCAAUCAUAGUUUUAUUAAUACCAUAUUAAGCAAUUUUUAAUUCACUUUUUGUAGCAGUAUGGUUUUUAUAAUUCAAAUAGUUUCAUGCUUCAGUGAAUCACGUAAUUUUUGGUGUGUUAUAAAAGUUAAGAGAAGUAAUUUCCUUGUUGUGGCCUGAGAGUUCAUUUUCUUUUUGUCAUCUAGUCAUCAAUUUGGAGUGAAGAAAUAUAUAUGAUAGGUUUGGAAGAUGUUACAGGUAAUAAAAAUUGUCAGUGCUUUUAUAUAUGUAUAAUUAUACAGAAAUUUCAGUGUAUUGUAUCAGCAAGAUACACAUGUACAUCUAUACAAUAAAUAUUACAUAUAUACCUG
Messenger RNA from Gryllus bimaculatus (two-spotted cricket), 2303 nucleotides. The record is from the annotation of a GenBank genome assembly. Lineage: Eukaryota; Metazoa; Arthropoda; Insecta; Orthoptera; Gryllidae.